Molecule: messenger RNA, 2208 nt
Organism: Closterium sp. Yama58-4
Lineage: Eukaryota; Viridiplantae; Streptophyta; Zygnematophyceae; Desmidiales; Closteriaceae
Source: the annotation of a GenBank genome assembly
AUGUCACACAUGUGCAGCUCAAUACGGUCGCAUGUGCUCCCACUGUUGCUCGUCAUCGCUUUGCUCUGCUCGCUCUCGCCGAGCCUGAAAGCCGAAGCUGCUGGUUCGGUUCGGCAGGUGGUGAAGCUCGGGUUCCUGCUGCCCUACCCUAAAGCCGACAACGUCAUUCCCGUGCGCCUCGCAGACGAAUGGAUCGCAGCAUCACGAGUGGCAUUGGAGGUGCUAGGCCCCAAAUACUCAGACGCAUUUGACGUGGUGCCGCACAUUGCCAACUCCAACUGCGACAGAGAGGAGGCCAAAGAGGCUGCGCAGUUGUUGCUACGAGAUGGAGUGGUAGGAGUGGUGGGCCCGGCGUGCACAGAGGCAGCAUUGGGAGCAGCAGACGUGCUCGUGCCUGCUGGCGUCCCCAUCGUCUCGCACCAGGCAGCAGCCAUGCACUCCCUACUGCAAGAGUUAGUGUUUGAGCGAGUCAUGCUGUUCUUCACAGAGGACACGUACGGCACAGCAGCCAUGCACUCCCUACUGCAAGACUUUGGCGACAGGCACCAGGCAGCGGCCAUGCGCUCUCUGCUUCAAGAGUUUGUGUUUGAUCGAGUCAUUCUGUUCUUCACAGAGGACACGUACGGCACAGCACUUGGUUAUGAUAUCGAGUAUUUCGCUCGCAGUGACAACCUGACAGUACAAAGCAUUCCCGUGCCAGUGCCCUGCUCCAACUACUCCUCUCUCUUCCUCAACCUCUCCAACCCAAGCCCUACCAAGCCAUUCAUUCAAGCCGAUGACUCCACAGUCGUGGUCCUCGCCGUCUCACCCAAUGCAGCUGAAGGCAUCUGGCAGGCCGCUCUAGACCUGGGUCGGUUGGAGUACCCCUGGUGGUAUUUCGGCACGGAUGGAGCAGUAGCAUUCGAUCUCGUGGGGGAAGGUCAGAACCUGUCAGCCUUAGCAACAGCACUGCAAGGGGAGAUGGGGGUCGCUCCUUACAAGGGCGACUACUCGGACUCGUCCCCCAUAUGGGAAUAUAUAAUGCACUGGCGGACCAAGAGGCAUGACAUCUACCCGGGCUUGCUCACUCUCGACGUCGGGCCUUCUCUCCCCCGCUUCAACACCACCCGCCAAUACGUGCCAUAUCUGUUUGACGCCGUUCACUCCUUUUUCGAGGCUUUCAGCAGCAUAAUCGCCAACCAAAAUUCAGCACCCACCAAGGAGCUUGUGCUGGCGUGCUUCAAAGGCGUGCCGCGAGGAUGCAUCAACUUCACAGGAACAACAGGGCAGGUAUCCUUCAACCCGGCUACAGGCGAGCGCUUGAAGACUGUAGCCCCACCGACCUACAGCAUUGUGAACCUGGAGGGCGUGACGUGGCAGCAGAAGGCCCGCUGGGAGGAGCGGCACGUGGAGCGGUUUACUCUUGACCUCUCCCAAAUCUCCCGCCCAGGACCGCUGCCUGAUGCUGCUGGUGCUGGUGGUAGUAGUGGUGGCAGUGGUGGUGGUAGUGGUGGUGGCGGUGGUGGUGCUGGCAAUGGCAGUGCAGGAGGGGUGAAGGAGGCAGGUGAUUACUCCGCUCCUGCUGCGUUUGAUGCGUUGAAUCAGGUCAGUGGGGAGAUCGGGGACUUUGGUGUGAAGAGCCAGGCUCCGGAUCAAGGGGAGGCAGCAGGCAAUGGCAGCAGUGGCAGCAGCAGCAGCAGUGGUGGUAGUACUGGUGGUAGCAAUAAUGGCACGAGCCCUUCAACUGGUUCCUCCAUGCCGGGUUAUACCAUUGCUCUGCUUGUUCUCCUCUCUCUCACGCUCCUGUGCCUUGUAUCGUACCUGGCUUUUAUGGGGUACAGCAGUUGGAGGAGCAGGGAGAAGGAGAGAGGGGGGCAGCAGCAGCUGUAUGGGGGAUCGUCUGGAGGCGAUGUGUAUUUGGCAGGGUUCAAGGGAGGAGAGGUGGGGGGAGAGGAGUAUGUGAGGAGCACCCGUGCCGUCCGCAUCGUGGCUAUGGCCCAGCCUGAUCUGAAGAAGGAGAUUCAGGAGAAGAUUGCUGCUGCUCAAGAAACCUGCUCCGAUCCCAACUCCACCGCUGAGUGCGCUGCUGCGUGGGAUGAGGUGGAGGAGAUCUCAGCUGCUGCUGCUGAUCAGGCUUUGAAGCAGAAGCAAGCGGAUUAUGAGGAUCCCCUUGAGAAGUAUUGCAACGAGAAUCCUUCUGAGGAUGAGUGCAGGAUUUACUCUGACUGA